This is a messenger RNA of Menidia menidia (Atlantic silverside), 1062 nucleotides long. The record is from the annotation of a GenBank genome assembly. NCBI's taxonomy places the organism in Eukaryota, Metazoa, Chordata, Actinopteri, Atheriniformes, Atherinopsidae.
ACGGUCAGAGACUCUUACAGGGAUGCUGAGAGCACUCAGAGCGGGAAGACGGUGACAGUUUGACACUUAAGUGGAGCGAUAACGUCUGCAAAAAUGGUUGAUGCUUUCUGUGCUACGUGGAAAUUGAUCGACAGCCAGAACUUUGAUGAUUAUAUGAAGGCACUUGGGGUUGGUUUUGCCACGAGACAAGUGGGGAAUGUCACCAAACCCACAGUGGUCAUCGGCCAAGAUGGAGACAAAGUGGUUGUAAAAACUUUGAGCACAUUCAGGAACACAGAGAUUUCUGCCAAACUGGGAGAAGAAUUUGAUGAAACCACACCUGAUGACCGGCAUGUCAAAUCUACCUUCACCAUGGACGGAGACAAAUUUGUGCAUGUGCAGAAGUGGGAUGGCAAAGAGACCAAAUUUGUAAGAGAACUCAAGGAUGGGAAGAUGGUGAUGACAUUAAGCUUUGAGGGAGUCACAGCAGUCCGCACCUAUGAGAAAGCCUGAAGUUUACCGGCCACCUGAAAGUGCAACUGAUCCCAGACCUGUGAAGGUGUUUCAUUUAAAAAUAAAAAUAAAAACAAAAUUAGUUGUGUUUACCCCAGGCAGUGAUUUUCACUUGACUUGUCCUUGUAUCAUGAGAUAAACCUUUUUUUGGAACAUUUUGUAAGAUCUUUUGUAAGAAAUUUGGAUGGUGAAAGUCCUGAAAUGUCUCAAUCUCUGUGUUAAAUGUUAUAAAGGGAAAUAAACUGAUAAAUGAAAUGCUUUUUUUUCUUCUCAGACCUUUGACUUGUUUCCACAUGUCAUCCGUGUUAAUAUCACAACCCCUUUAUCUCAGCGUAGCUCUCAGUCACAAUCAGUCUUUAUGCUGUCAGACAUUUCUGUUCAUAUAUGAGCCGUGAGAAGAGUGCUGUGCCUGUGAAGGCUCUGUUCCAGGUGACAGCUGCAGGGUGACCAUGCAGGCCAGAGCUGACCGUGAAGCGGCAGCCAGUGUGACCAUUGAACUUACUGGAGUGAAUGCCCUCUGGUAACCCACAGAUGGUCAGAGGCGAUGAGCGUUGGGGGGGAGGAGGGGAC